AUGAUGUUUCCUGAUCGCAGCGAAACACGUCCAAGUACCGAAGCCGCGGUGUCUGGAAGAAGCUCGACAAAUCCGGCUGCUUCGAGCUCCGGGUUGGCAGCAUUUGGCCCUAGCAGUGCUGAGAUUGCGCAGCGCUCGUGGACUGCAGGAGCUGAGCGACCAAGCUUCAAGGGCAAGAUGGAUGUGCUUGUGGCUGGCGGGGAGGAUUAUGAGCGUUUCAUCUUUGAACAACAUGCUCAAGCCCUAGGUGUUCAGGAUGUUGUAGAGUGUUGCAAUCGCCGGGACUUCUGCGUAGCGCUCUUCAAGUCGCAGAGUCAAAAUCAGGAUCUUCCCUGCGUUGUCUUUCUUGGCAGCGAGUCGUGGCUUGAGGACCUCACAGAGCACGACCUCACCAAGCGGCCACCCUAUGUUGUGAAUAUAGAUGCGCGCGGGGCAAAACGUCCAGAAGCAUACCAUGAGCAGGUUCUGUCAUCUUGCACGAGGGCUGAGGUCACAGCUUUGCUGGGCAGAGUUGUCGAGUCCCGAAGACAAUCAGAUAACCAUGGUGCCGGUGCCAGCCCCUGUUGA
Molecule: messenger RNA, 567 nt
Organism: Symbiodinium sp. CCMP2456
Lineage: Eukaryota; Dinophyceae; Suessiales; Symbiodiniaceae
Source: the annotation of a GenBank genome assembly